ACAAAAUGAGCAGGAACCGAAAGUUGGAGCUGACAACGAAGAGGAAAUAACUUAAAAACCGACGGCUGGCUCAUAUAGCCUUACAGUUUAUAGAUUAUUUUAUUUAUAUUCAUUAUUUGCUAGUAAACGUUAAUUUCUGACGUGGCCAUUUAUUCAUAAACAUGUUAUCUUAAGUAUAAACGUUAGCAUAACCAACAACCUUUAUUUUACAGUAGCGUUCGCACGUUGUAUUAACGUCUUUUGGAUGUAACGCACGUUAAAGUUAUUGCGACACGUAGGAUUUACAUAAAUCCAUUCUACAGCUCGUGUGUUUGAGUGUAUUGCUGCCGGAGAGAUGGACCCGGACACUGAAGUGGAAAGGAUUUUUAGGCAGGAGAAUUCAGAGGAAGAUGAGGAGAAGGAGGAGAAGAUGAAGAGGCCUCCCUCCAGCUAUGGUUCAAUGAAGAGUGACGAUGAUGUGAUGGAGGAGGAGGAAAAAAUGGAAGAGGCUGACAAGGUCUCCUUCUCUUUCCUGUUUCCAAUGGCGCUACCUGCAUCGACUGCUCAUGACGGGACAGGGUUGCAGAUGAUUCGCUCAGCGUCUCCAGAGACCCUCUACACCAUGACCACGCAGCAGACUAGACCACCGGGAGCUGUGGUCAUUGACACCAGGUCUUCUGAUCUGGGGGAUUUCUCAGAACCCGACGAUGAGGAGGAGGAUGCAGAUGAAAUUUUGAUAGCUAAUUCCCCUGAACCACCUGAGCCUGUUGAACCGGAAGACGAAAUGCAGGAUGAGAACGGCCAGCCAGGUAGACUACACCCAGAGCAGGACCUGCCCCACAUAUUCAAGAGCAUCCAGAAUGUUUUGACGGGGCUCACCAGUGACGACUUACUCAAAUUUAAGGUGUCGUUUUACCAGUGGGAACCAAAGAUGUCCCUGCCACAGGUGAUGGAGGGAGACCUUCUUGAUUUUGUGGACAGGAGCCUGGAGAUGCUUGGCCAGGAUCGUUCCCUGUUGCAUACAAUAAAUACCCUAGAAAAUAUCGCCAAGAAACCAGAGGCAGAGGAACUGAGGAAUAGCUGCAAGAGAGCGCUGAUCCGUUAUCGCCUGAAGCAGUAUUUGAUAGAAAAACACCAAAUCAUCCGCGAGGGGGUCGUUCGAGCCGGAAGGCAGAAUCUCCUCGAUAACAUCUACGUCGAGCCCCAUGUUACCACCCGUGGUUACGGAGGAGUUGACCCCUCCCACGAGUAUGGGAGGAGUCCCAUGAGUCCGUCAACUCUCCAGGUCCCCACUGCCGACACCUUCGUGGGCUUGAACAAUCUGUUCCGACUAAAGACGGGUGACGGCAAGCCGGUGAGGACGGUGGUGACCACUGGGAUUCCAGGAAUCGGUCUGACCGUCUCUGUCGGGAGAGUCUCCCUGGAUUGGGCGGAACUAAAGGCCAAUAAAGAUCUGCAGUUUGUCAUCAAACUUUCAUUCCGAACCUUCUGGCUCCUGCGGAAAAAAGAGCUUGCUCUUUCACAGAAGUCGUCCGUCGUGGAACUGAUACAAUACCAUAAUCCUGAGUGCAAAGACUUGAAACACCUGGAGGAGGAAGACUGUAAAUUUCUCAUCAUAAUGGACUCAUUUGAUUGUUACCAAGCCUCGCUGGACUGGCAGAAUGCUCCUGUGAUAAACGACAACUACACCCAAGCACAUCCUGACGUCCUGAUAGUAAAUAUCAUCCGGGGUACUGUGCUUCGUGGCGCCCGCGUCUGGAUCCUGGGGAGACAGGCCGCUGUCUCACAAAUACCAUCUCAAUACAUAGACGUUGUCACAGAAUUACAGAGCUUUAGUGACGAGAAGGUAGAUGAAUUCCUGAGCAUCCGCUUCUGCAAUGCAGAGCUAACGAGUAAUAUCUUGGCACAUUACAAGCGCCUCCCAUCGCUCCGCAUACUAGCUCGACACCCGUUAGUUUGCUGGAUGGUGGCCACGGUGUUCGAGCGCUGCUACAAAUACCGUGACUAUGGGGUGCACCCCCCCAGGCUGACGCCCUUCCAUGGCAGCAUUCUGAUUUUCCAGACCAAUCGCAACAUGGAGUACUACUACGGACUGCCGGAGAAUGAUCUGAAAUGGGGCACUGAUGAAAACAACCAGCUCAAUAAGAUCGGCAAGAUGGCCUUAAAGAUGCUGGAGAGGAACACCGGCGUGUUCUUUGAAGAGGAUGUGAAGGAGUUCGGUAUGAAGGUGACGGAUGUGACGGUGUUCUCCGGCCUCUGCACUGAGCUCCCCAGUGCAGCCUCAGACAGGAAGAGGACGUACUGCUUCCUGCACUUCAGCUUUCAGGAGUUCAUUGCCGCUCUGUACGUCUUCACAAUGUUUCGCUCAGAGUGCAAGAACGUUCUGGACACGGCGUUGUUGCACAAGCCCAAGCUCUUCGCAUCCAAGGACCAGACCAAAUCCGCAGUGGGCCUGGUCCAGUGUGCCUUGGCGCGGACCCUCGCCUCCCCGCCGGGACACUACGACAUGUUCCUGCGCUUCCUGUGCGGCAUGCUCAAUCCGGACUGUCACGACAGUCUAAUGCGGGGGUGUCUCUACAGCCACCGCGCGCCGAAGGUGGCCGGACUGGAUGAUGUGCAGCGGCUGCUUGAACAAACAAUACUGACUGCUGAAGAAAACCGCGUGGAGAACUUAAAGGAGUGCCUUAGAGAAAUGAUCCAGAAGGAUGAGUGAGUCGGGGUUAGAUCGCAUCGUGAUAAUCAGAGUCACUUUAAGGAUAUGAUGGAGGAAAGAAGGGCACCGUUACAGCUCCGUUAUUUAAACCUUGAAUCCAUAAGUGAUUAAAGCGUGACGCUCAAAACACUCAACGGUGACGUGUUCCAGUCUGUGUCAUUUAAGCUUUGAUAACGAUAGACCUUGGCUUUCUGUGUCGGUAAUGUUCCUGCUGCACCAGACACAUUCAACUGUUUUUCUAUGCAUUCUAGUACAGCGGAGCUUAUGCAAUACUUAAUUAUGUCACUUAUGUCUUACAAUGAGCACUAAUCAAAAGGCAUUCUGGAUUUUAAUUUAUCCAGCUGUGAAUGUUUUAUUCAGAUACGUUGGUCUGGGUUCUCGUCCACCAAACAGAUCGGAGAGACAAAAGAAGACGUGUGCUGUUUAGAGAGUUGUUGAAAUGUAAACUGAGCAGAAGAUGUGAUGACACUUGGAAGACGUGUGACUUUGUUGAUUCAGAGUAACCCUCAUACUACAUUGUGAUAUGAAACCAAUGUGCCUGAUCUGUUCAUAUCCAACAUUUAACCAUUAGUGCCAACACACCACUAUUAUUUAGAUUGACGGAGGCCACACAGAGGCCCCUCAGAUUUCACAUUUUGUCACUGAGAGGUGUGUAUGUGAGUUUUAAAAUGUGCCUCUCUUCCUUGCAGUGGGUCUGGUUUUGCAGGGGAAUCAGACCCGAUGACGAGCAUUAAGAAUAACUUUAUAGAAAUAGCCAAUAUUCUCGCUGAUGGUCUUUGUUUACUUAUGAAGGUCAUGGAGAGGCAUCAGUACUAAUCUGAGACAGUUUGAAAACCACUCUAAAGUUCCUUGUAGUAACUUUAAAUAGGUUCAGCUUUAAAUCACAGUGUGUGUGCACGUGUCUGCUUAUGUGUCCAUAUAUGCUUUUUGUACUCGCUGAAUUUUUUAAUUGAUCAUUCUCUCUACCUUAUCUGCGUCAAUACAAAAGAUGUGGUGGUUCUGAAUCUUUUUGCAUUUGUGUGUAUUUGUUUUAUAACACCUGACACAGAGGUAACUAGAGCAAUGCACUCAGUAGUAGUAAUACUCUGUAGUGUUUGAUUGAUGAAUACGAAUGCUGUAAAGCGUCGAUAAAAAACAGACUUCAUCCAAACUCAAAAACAAGCGGCGAGGUAACGUUAUACAAGCAUAGUGCUCAAAGUUGUAUACUUAAUAAUACACUUCAUACAAUCGUGCUAAAACACAAAGGUAAACUCAUCAAGCUGGCUGCUCAGCAGUGUGUGUGUGUGUGUGUGUGUGUGUGUGUGUGUGUGUACACAAGUUGUUGGCGCUUGGCAUUAUUAUUAUUAAGCAUGUAUAAACCAAAAUAUGGAGAGAAGUGGGUGAGAAUGUGUUUUUUAUUGGAUGAAUGAUAACGAUGAACCUACAUUACAUUACUUACAAAAUUGGUUUUACAGGGAAGAAAAGCACAUCAGUCAGUUAUUUGAAAGAGGAUGCAAAAAUCAGUAGCCCAAAAUAUUCAAUGAAAGUAAUGGUGUAAAUGACCCUUGUAGUUUCCAGAUCCCCAUCUAGUCUUUAUUUAGAACCUGCAGGAUAUAAAGGAGACAGAACACUCUGCUUUUAACCUGGAACACACAAACAGUUUUCACACAUUGGUCCCCAGUGGUGACCUAUUUAUGGCAAGGCCUUUCAUUUAAACCUAAAAUUUAAAAAAUACACGAAUUUGAUAAACAAUUUCAUGCCAGAGAGGGUGUUAAACAAGUUUCCCAUGGCAGAUAAAAGGUAGCUCCUCAUGGCAGUCGCUGUCCAGCAAUCUGAAUUCAUCUUCUAUCAGGAUGAUCUUUCCGCAGUGGUUGUCCAAAGCUGCUGUUCCACUUAAAAUCCACUUCCAGGGGACGCUGACGCUGCCAAAGAUGGACCGCUCCACACCACUUUUUCCAAGCCCGUCUGAUUUUGCAGGACAGAGUUCACUGCGCUCUGCACUGUGCAGUUGGUGAUUUGAACCAGGCAGGAGUU
Molecule: messenger RNA, 4705 nt
Organism: Anarrhichthys ocellatus (wolf-eel)
Lineage: Eukaryota; Metazoa; Chordata; Actinopteri; Perciformes; Anarhichadidae
Gene: nlrc3l
Product: NLR family, CARD domain containing 3-like
Exons: 12
Coding region: 335-2692 (785 amino acids)
Source: RefSeq, a predicted model, not a curated record